AUGGGUGGCUUCUUCUGCGAGACCUGCGACCGCGAAUUCAACUCCGAAAAUGCGGCGAACCAGCAUAUGGAUGCCAAAGAUCACUGGGCACCGACGUUUGGCUGCCAAACUUGCGAUCGAGAAUUCAACUCCGAAAACGCGGCAAACCAACACAUGGACGCCAAAGAUCACUGGUCCUUUGCCUGCGAAACCUGUGACCGCGAAUUUAACUCCCAAGACGCUGCGAACCAGCAUAUGAAUGCCAAAGAUCACUGGGCGGCGCCGACGUUUAGCUGCGAAACCUGUGACCGUGAAUUCGACUCGGAACACGCGGCGAACCAACACAUGGAUGCCAAAGAUCAUUGGGCGCCGACCUUUUCCUGCGAGACUUGUGAUCGUGAAUUCAACUCAGAGGAUGCCGCAAAUCAGCAUAUGGACGCCAAAGAUCACUGGGCACCAACCUUCUCCUGCGAGACUUGUGACCGAGAAUUCGAUUCGGAAAACGCGGCAAACCAACACAUGGAUGCCAAAGACCACUGGGCGCCCACCUUUCCUUGCGAAACCUGCGGCCAAAACUUUGAUUCCGAGGGCGCCGUAGUACAACAUAUGUACAAGGACGAUGAGAACAUAUUCGAUGUUUGGCCGUGGGAUUUACACUACGAGUACCUCCUCAAAGGCCGAUCAUUAUGUGAUGAAUUCCCGCAUCCAUUCUCAUAA
Molecule: messenger RNA, 696 nt
Organism: Scedosporium apiospermum
Lineage: Eukaryota; Fungi; Ascomycota; Sordariomycetes; Microascales; Microascaceae
Exons: 2
Coding region: 1-696 (231 amino acids)
Biological process (GO): regulation of transcription by RNA polymerase II
Molecular function (GO): DNA-binding transcription factor activity; RNA polymerase II cis-regulatory region sequence-specific DNA binding
Source: RefSeq, a predicted model, not a curated record